This is a messenger RNA of Peniophora sp. CBMAI 1063, 699 nucleotides long. The record is from the annotation of a GenBank genome assembly. Lineage: Eukaryota; Fungi; Basidiomycota; Agaricomycetes; Russulales; Peniophoraceae.
AUGUCUGUAGACCCCGAGACGAAACAAUCUGCUUAUCACACCGGCGCCUUUCAUGCCGCAGGCGCCGCGAUGAUGAGCUUCCAACCUGUGAAUGCCAUUCACCAACAUCUCUGCGCUUUCCACGCCUACAGCCAUGACCGUACUCGACAUGUCGAGGCACAUCACUUCUGUAAACAUCAGUCGGCGGACUUCCACCAAUGCGUUAUCUAUGACUCGGAUAAGCCCGACGCGAGGUUGGUUGGAAUCGAGUAUAUUGUUUCGGAGAAGAUCUUCGUUGGCCUGCCACAGGAAGAGAAGAGAUAUUGGCACUCGCACAAGUAUGAAGUCGAGAGCGGUAUGCUUCAGCUUCAACUCAAAGGUGCUAUACCAAGCAUCGCAUCCGAUGCAGCCGAACAACCCGCCAUGUUGGAGCUACAGAAGACGUACGGAAAGACCAUUCACACCUGGCAGUUCGACGUUCAUCCCGAUCUCCCCCUUGGACCGCCCGCGCUUAUGAUGAGCUACACAUCCGAUGACCAGGUUCCAUACGACCUUGUUCGUGAGCGCGAUGAGCGCUACGGCGUCAAUACCGAAGAGAAAAGGAAACUCAGGAAAGGCUACCUGCCAGAAUACGAGACUGUGAAGGGUGCAGAUGAAUGGGAGACAGAAAAGAAGGCUAUCAUGUUACAGGCUGUGGACGUGAGUGUGAAGAUGUGUUGA